CUUCAGUCAACAGUACUUCUGGCUUUUCUCAGAAGGGAAAGAUCCAUCAAUUCUUAAGGAAUCUAACUGAUGUGUAGAACAGAAUUAACAGCAGACAAAAGUGACUAUUACCUGAAUAAUUAUAGUUCAUAUAAUAUAUACACCUCAUGUGACAUUUGAAAAGCUUAGGACACCCUACAAGAGACAGAGUCCGCAUCAGAGAAUGGAAAUCCUGCGUACACGAUUCAGUUCUUGGACACCAAUUAAAAACAAAUCGCUUAACAAUCAGCUUUAUCAGGAAAGAAUCAGACUUAUAAGUCACUGGUUUGACUUGUGGACAGACAAACAACGCAAGCAAUUUCUCUUCUUGAUAUUGAACCAGUGCAGUAAAUCACAGCUGAAGUGUGUUGAAAAAUGGCUUGUAGAAAACAUCCCACUGACCCACGUAGAUUUCACCACUCUGCUGCCACGUUUCCUAUCUCUAUAUAUAUUCUCCUUUCUCAGUCCGAGGGAUCUUUGUGCUGCAGCCCAAAUCAAUUGGCACUGGAAAUUUUUAACUGAACAGGACUGUCUGUGGAUGCCAAAAUGCCUUAAGUUAGGAUGGUUUCUUCCAUAUAUUCCUGAAAAGAAUGAAUAUGGCGCUUGGAAGCGAUACUAUAUUGCCUGUGCAACCAGCCUGGAUUAUCUAACUCCUAGGAGAACUGCAUACCACAGCACCACCAGUGAUCUCAAAACAAAAACUGAAGAGCAAGAAGAAAGAUGGCAAGCAAAAUGUUGUCAGAAAUGUAUUCGAGGAGGACUGGCAGUACACAAAAAGGAAUUAUUCAAAGCCCGUCCACCUUGGAUAAGUGGAACCCAUAGCUCAGGAUUUUACAAGUCUGGAUUUCAACCACAAUUGUCCCAAUCUAUCUAUGACCAGGCUAAAUUAUCAGCUGAAUUAUUAAUGAAGAUUCAUCAACAGAAUAAAUCUGCAUCAGGGUUCAGAAUAGAAGCUGAGAAGCCGGUCGUUUUGUCGUCUGGGAAAUCUCUACCAGAAAGAUUUUGUCAGCCUGUUUCCCAAGGAUACCCCAAUGGGAUGCAUUCACUCCAUCCACACCUGGUCUUGAUAUCCUCCCACAUACCUGCAUAUGAGAUGGUUGUGGACAGUGUUAAGCUUGGCGUGGUUCUGGUAGUAUAUGAACAUACUGGGACCACAUUGGAAAGCCUUAUUCAUUCUGUAGAAAGCGCCUUGGAUGGCCAUAUAGCAAAGAGUAUUGGGAUAAUUAGUGAUGGAGAUUCCAGAGAGAUUAACUUGCUUCAAGGUUACAAAAUCAACGCCCUAAAUCUUCUUAAACCUGAGGUGAGAGAGUUUUGGAAGCGCUUAAAAAGUUGCAUUAUCUCUCCAGAAGAAGGUGGAAGCAUAGACCUCUUUGUUCCUCUGGCAGCUUCAGAGGCAGGAAAAGAGAUACUUUCACAGCUGACUCUUCUAACUGGAGCAUUCUUCAGGACUCCUACAGGAAUAGCUACGGGGUCUUAUCAGCACAUCCUCAGUGAAUGGCUGGGAAAUCAGAAAGAAAGCUCUCCUCCGCUUCUCUACCUCACUGAAGUAAAACUGCAAAUAUGGCUCAGAUUCACUGAGCUUCUGGAAGAGACACUGGAUGUUGUCAGGAAAAAGCUGAGUCCAUAUUUUUUUGAUCUGCAAAAGAAGAUGGUUGGCAAAAUUCUUGGUCAAAUUAUGUUUAAUACUAUGCAUUGGUCCAAUAUUCAAGACAAUGAAAGAAUAAUCCAGACUUUGGCUAAAGGAUUAGUUGAACUCUCAAGAGGAAACCACGAAAACCCUCUGGAAUUUCUAUCAUCUUUCCUCAUGAAGAAAUGUAAGAAUGGAGAACUUGGAGACCAGGAUUUCUUGACCGAGGACACUUCAGAAUCAGGGCUUGAUGUGCUACUUAAGAUAGAUGAACCUCAAGAUGUGAUAGAGAGGCGCCAAAGCUUUGCCAGAGAACUUCUCUUAAGUGAGAGAACCUAUGUGCACAUUCUGGAAAUUGUGAAAGAUGUCUAUGUUAUACCAUUAAAAGCAGCACUGGCAUCCCAUCAGACCAUCCUAAGUGAUAUAAGUAUUCAGCUCAUCUUUUCUGAUGUCUUGGACAUUUUACAAGUAAACAGGUGUUUUUUAGCUGAGUUAACACGAAGACUUAAUGAAUGGAGCCCUGCCCAAAACAUAGGAGACAUAUUCAUUAAGUUGGGCCAGCAGUUUCAAACCUAUACAGACUUUUUCAACAACUAUGCAGUGACUCUGAAAACUAUAGAUAAGUGCCGAGAAACUAUUCCAGUAUUUCGUGCUUUCUUGAAGAGACAUGAUCGGACUGUUGUUACCACCAUGAGAAGCAUACAAGAACUUCUGCUCUGCCCUUCUAAGAGGGUCAAAGAAUACAUCACUCUCCUCUGUGGCCUUAGACUUCACACUCCUCAAGAACACACUGACCACGAAGACUUGGCCACUGCAAUUAAGCAAAUGAAACAACUCAAUGAUUACAUAGACCAGUUGAAACUGAAUGUGGGCAGAAAUGAUCAGCUAUUGAGUGUGCAACAGUGCAUCCAAGGAGGUCCUCAGUUAUUGAAAGCCAGUAGAGAUCUAAUUAUGGUGCAAGAUGUGGCCCAGCUAAAUUGUUCUCAGAGAAUGAAUUUGCCAUUCAGGUUGUAUGAGCAUACCCACGAUCUUAGGCUUUUCCUGUUCAAUGAUAUCCUUGUGAUUUCACAACGCAACAUCUCCUACAAGCCCUUUGAACGAAUACCCAAGGUCACGUACCAGUUUUUGGCUACAAUCAUGCUCCAUCAGCUCCAGAUUGAAGACAUUCCAGAUUCUAAAUAUAUCAAGAAUGCUUUACUUUUACAAGGGCCCAAGCAGCAAUGGAUUUGUUCUACAGAUGAAGACAAGUUUGUAUGGCUUUCUGCAUUACGAAAAGCAACUCACUGUAGCAUCAGUGGGGAUGUAAACUGAAUAAGGUAAUCCCCAUUUGGUGACUGCAGUUGGGACUGACAACUCAGACAUUAAGUGAAGCAGUUGCUAUGUGAAAUCCAUAUUCGUGUUUAUGAUCUUAUUUUAAACGUUUUCCUUUGUUUUAUACACCUACAAGAGUUGUAAAUGUGAUGAUUGGUCACAAAGUUUUCAUCCCUGUUGUAACUGCGAAUGGUUGCUGUAUGAGGCAGUUGUUAAACGAGGACUACCUGUAUACUUUCCAUGUAUACUGCUCAUGAUUUAAUGACAUGGUGGAUGUGAUCAUUAAGUGCAAUAACAUUCUUAUUAUAAGCAAAUUUAGUGUGAAAUAAGUAUAUACAAUGAUUUAUCACAGGAGCGUGUGGUUGAGUCAUAGGUUAUGAAUGUGAUUAAUAAAACAGACAUCAGAAGUUUUUUUAAAGAAAUACUUCCUUAUCACCAAUAAGAUACAACUUGUCUGAUUUUUGACUGUUAUGUAUGCAGUCAAAAAUUUAUAUCUGAAAAUUUUGCAGUAGAGAUUGUUUCAAGCACCGUCACUAUGCUCUCAUCCGUAUCUUGGACAAGUACUUGGGUAGGCAUCUGCAAUCCUUAUACUGAUUCGUGCUGGAGGAAAUCUCCAAACUAAAUAUUGUAUAAGAGAUGGAAUCUUUAGAUUUGAAUAUGAAAAUGUCAGGAUUGAGCAUGAUACUAUAUGGCAGGUGCACACAGUAUCUAAGUUCAAAAUAAAGUGUGAGAAUAAAGUGGUUUUGUUUCAAUGACUGAAUAUAAGGGAUAUAACUACCUAUCUAGUCCUUUCAUACACAGAAACAUGUUUUCAUGCAAAAGAAAAUGUUUAGUAAAACGAAUUACUUUUGCUAUGACUUGAUAUUCUGUUUAUGCCAUACAACAUGUAAAAAGACAUUAAUGAACCAUUAAUGUAACUGUAUGAUGCAUUAUACUUUAUUUUGAAUAUAUUGUCUGUUUUGCAUGUGUAGGGAAUGCUUUUUAUGACUUUUUUUUGCUUCUUCCUAAAUGUUUGAUGUUUUCUACCCUGUUUUCCCCAAAAUAAGACAUCCCCUGAUAAUAAGCUCAAUCGGGUUUUUGAGCGCAUGGCAAUAAGGCUAAGCGCUUAUUUCAGGGUUCAAAAAAAUAUAAGACAGGGACUUAUUUUCAGGGAAACAUGGUACUAAAAAGUUUGUUUCAAAUUUUUAUGAGUGAAUAUAGGCCUAUCAGUAGCAUGUACAACCUCAGAUUAGUAGAAAUUCUGUAAGCAGAUAAAGUCUGGUUCCCUCAGAAUGCUAAACGUGCCUUUUUAAAAAAAUGCUAUCAUAAUGAAUGAAGCCACCUAGUUCUAGCCUUAAAAUAACUGACUCUAUAUUCAGUAAAAAAUUGUAAAAAACUUGUCUUCUGUCCACUUGACUUGUUAUUGAGCCAAAUUAAAAGGAUUAACUCCAAUUAAAA
Molecule: messenger RNA, 4393 nt
Organism: Pantherophis guttatus
Lineage: Eukaryota; Metazoa; Chordata; Lepidosauria; Squamata; Colubridae
Gene: ECT2L
Product: epithelial cell transforming 2 like
Molecular function (GO): protein binding; guanyl-nucleotide exchange factor activity
Source: RefSeq, a predicted model, not a curated record